UGAUCUCUGAUUACAGAUUAGAGGACGCUCUUUGUAUUUCUAUACAGUUGUUGUAUCAAGCCUUACAGAAUUAAUGAUUUUUUUUUAAGAUAAAAGAAAACCCUUGUUUUUCCAGCUUCGUUUCAUUCGAUUAAUUUGAGCUAAAGAAGGUGUUACUGUGCGGGUAUUGGUUGUUUGGGUUGAAAUGAUUGCUUGAUCUGAUUUUGGACUCAUCCAAACUUAGACUCAACUAUUGUUAUUGGUUAUGCUGGCAAAACAGCUAAAUUGAGGAGCCUGUAAGACUAUUUGAGGGUUUUUCUUUUUCAGGCUUUCUCAAAGAGAGAGGACAAUGUCAACUGGAAGAAAUACUCAUUGGUGUUAUAGAUGCAGGCGCCCAGUUCUCCUUCAAGGUCAUGAUGAAGUUUGCUGCUAUUGUGGCGGGGGAUUUGUUCAAGAACUAGAUGAUAUGGUGCGUAUCAGUUCUCUGGACUUUUUUGGAGUAGAUGGUAAUGAUGAUCGUGGUCAGAGGUUCGGUCUCAUGGAUGCUUUAUCAGCCUUCAUGAGACAGCGAUUGGCUGACAGAAAUUUUAACCAUAAUAUCAGGGGAAGAACAGAUUCAAUUCCUGAGCGUAAUCCACCACCAUUUGGUCCUUUAUUGAUCUUUGGUGGCCAAAUUCCUCUUAGGUUGUCUGGGAAUGGUGGUUUUGAAGCUCUUUUUAAUGGGGCACCUGGAAUCGGUAUUACACGAGGUAAUGCUGGAGAUUACUUUAUAGGCCCUGGCUUAGAAGAAUUGUUUGAACAGCUCUCAGCUAAUGAUAGGAGGGGCCCUCCCCCAGCAUCCCAAUCCUCAAUUGAUGCAAUGCCCACUAUUAAGAUUACUCGAAGGCAUCUUCAUUCUGAUUCACAAUGCCCUGUUUGCAAAGAUAAGUUUGAACUGGGGUCUGAAGCAAGACAAAUGCCAUGCAACCAUAUAUAUCAUUCAGAUUGCAUCAUCCCUUGGCUGGAGCAGCACAACUCAUGCCCUCUUUGUCGUCAAGAAUUGCCUCCACAAGGAUCAGGUAGCAGCCGCAGUUAUCACUCAGGUGGUCAAAGUAGGAGCAGCAGUUUUGGAACUAAUUCCAGCAGAAGGGAGAAUAGGGAGAAUCAAAGCAGACGGAAUCCAUUGUCCUAUUUAUGGCCAUUCCGAUCAUCUAGUUCUAGCUCUAGCCAAAAUGAAGCUGCUCGAAGCAGUUCUCCGAGUGUGCGAGAGAACAAUCACUCCAUGGGCUAUACUGGAUGGCCUUUUGACUGAGAUCUGUAUUUUAAGGACAUGCCUUUCUUUCUGUUUUGUUGUCUGUUUAAAAGUGAUUGAGGUCAACUUCGUCCAGUAAAAAGUGUGAACAAGUCUACCCCUUGGACGAGUACUUGUGUUUUAAAUGUUAGAUCAUUGUGAAGAGUAGACUACUAUCAAAACUAAAUUUCGUUGGUCAGUAGCUGUAGUCUCAUUAGAUGAGGGCUGGCUCAAACAAACUGUUGCAUGCUUUGAUGUUUGAAUAAAGUAGUAUAUGUGAAGUUAUAGGUGUGCAUUUGGUGAGUUUGGUUAAUUGAAUAUAAUUUCUGAUAUUAUUGAAUCAA
Durio zibethinus is the source of this 1593-nucleotide messenger RNA. The record is from RefSeq and is a predicted model, not a curated record. NCBI's taxonomy places the organism in Eukaryota, Viridiplantae, Streptophyta, Magnoliopsida, Malvales, Malvaceae.